AAAAACAAAAAUCUGAGUAGGGCUUGUAGAAGGGUAUCUUACAAAACAAGUCUCUUUGUAGUAAAAGUUUGUUUGAUUCAUAAAAUAUUCUUAUCCUCGAAGCUUGCGAUCCAACAAUUGGAAAUGGAAUGCAACAAGGAAGAAGCGAAAAGGGCAAUGGAUAUCGCAGAGAGGAAGAUUGCUGAAAAGGACUACAAUGGAGCGAAAAUGUUUGCUAACAAGGCACAAGACUUGUAUCCUGACUUGGAUGGUCUGAAACAGUUGUUGAUGACUGUUGAUGUUUAUAUCUCUGGAGAGAAACAAAUCAAUGGAGAAUCUGAUUGGUAUGGUAUCCUUGGUGUUGAUCCUUCGGCUAAUGAUGAAGAAGUGAAAAAACAGUACCGGAAAUUAGCUCUUAUGCUCCAUCCUGAUAAAAACAAAUGCAAAGGAGCAGAAGGUGCGUUUAAACUGCUCUCUGAAGCUUGGAGUAUACUAUCUGACCAGGUUAGGAGAUUCACAUAUAACAUUAAGAGGCAGGUUGUUAAAGAUGCUCCACAAAGAUUCACCACAACAACACUGAGUGUGAUUCCAACUCGCCCACCAAACCCUAACGUGUUUCAAAAUGUAAAAGAGUCUAUGGUUUCAAGUGCUAAGCCCUCUGCUCGUAUGGAUAGAUCCUGCAUGGAUUCGCCUGCUUCGGUUCAGAAGGAGAGUAGUACGUUUUGGAAAAUGUGCAACAGGUGCAAGAUGCAAUAUGAGUACAAGAGGGUUUAUCUUAACAAGAACUUGCUUUGUCCAAACUGUCGUGAGGGUUUCAUUGCAGCUGAAAAAACUCCGCCUGAACAAGAUGGAGUGAAAAGAGGGUUUGGGGUGUCACAAGAAAGGGAUGCUUCUAGAGGAUUCACAAACUCUGAUCUGAGGAAUCAUAAAAAGCCGAAGACAGAUGAUUCCCAUAUGUUUGGUCCAUCUUCAGGCAAGAGUUCGAAUGAAACAAGUUUUAGCAUUCCUUCUAAUCCUGCCAAAGGAAAUCUUGAAAUGCCAAACAUCAUAGGCUCUCGUCGUGCUACUCAUAUACCAGCAAUAACAAUAGCGCUUAUGAACAAGGCUCAGGAAGCUAUAUUUAAGAGACUUCCGAAGAUGAUCUCUGUAAUGGCAGAGGACGUGAAAGCAGUUGAAAAAGAGAGGAAAAGCAUGAAAGCGACGAGCAAGAUGACUAGCAAGGUGAAUGAGGUUGAAAAGAAGACUGGGCCAGUCGAUGUGAGAAAGAUUCCAAAGGAAGAAAUGUUUAGGUUCUCUCACCAAGUGCCUCACUACAUUCUCACAGGGGAAGAAGCUGAUAACAUACCAGCAGGUUGUCUAGAACCAGACCUGGCUGCAACUCCUUGUGAAUUACUUUCAGAGAAGGCUGAGGCGAAAGAUUCAUCUCAAAAAGACAUUGACAAAAGUGAGAAAAGCUCAACUCCAAAGGAAGAAGUGGGUAUGAAUAUGGAUUAGGGAGGGUGUGAAGCUAGUAGCAAUCAGUACAGUGUACAAUGGAGGAAGAAACAUAUCAUCCAUGUCAUAUGGCAUCAUUAGGGCACAGUACUAAUCAAGUCUGGUUUGUCUUUCCUUUUUUCUUUCUUUUGUUGGUUCUAUGGCUGACCCAAAUAUUUGAACUCUAUUACCUUUUCAUUGUUUUUGGCAUAAGAAACUAUUUAUACCGGAGAUAUUGGCCGA
Messenger RNA from Eutrema salsugineum, 1695 nucleotides. RefSeq lists its product as uncharacterized. The transcript is spliced from 2 exons. The record is from RefSeq and is a predicted model, not a curated record. Bases 124 to 1473 code for a protein of 449 amino acids. NCBI's taxonomy places the organism in Eukaryota, Viridiplantae, Streptophyta, Magnoliopsida, Brassicales, Brassicaceae.